UCGAACACUGGACAGUGAAGUGCGUUUGCUAAGCAGUCUUGCCUAGGAGCGCGCGUUUGUACUAAAAAAUAUAUAUAUAUAUAUAUAUAUAAUAGAAGGAAUUUUUACUGUUUUAAAUCGAGUGAUUUCUAAUUCUAACGAAUAUGGGUUGCGCAAAUACUAAAGCAAGUGCUUCAGCAGCAUCUGUUUCUAGAAGCGGUACAGAAGAUGCUGUGGGUAUCGUGGAUGCUAACAAACCAUCACAGAAGCCACCUAAAGUUGUCAUUGAAGGAGAUAGCGCAGUGAAUGGAAGCGCGUGUCAAAACGGUCACUCAGAUGGUGACGUAAACGGCAUAAAUGGUUCUCAGGAGGUCGAAGUAGACCAAACACCGAAAGUAGAAGAAACAGUGGAGAAGGUAGAAAAACCAGCGGAAGUAGAGGAACCACCAAAAUCUGAAGACAACGAAAAUCAAGAGAAUGUGACCAAUACCGAAGAGGUAGCAGAAGAAGAGAAGGAGAAAGCGGUCGAAGCAGAAACAUCAGAAGAGAAUCAAGUAACGAGUCAAGAAGAAGUAACGCCAGAAAUUAUUGAACAGAACGAAGAAGAAAACGUCAAAGAAUCGGCGGAAGAAGCAACUCCCGCAGAAGAAGAAGAAACAGAAACAGAAACAACAACUCAAAAAGAAACUGAAGCCGAAAGUAGCAGCGCGGCCGAACAAGAAGAAACAUCAUCAUCUCCCAAAGAAGAAGAACCCGAAGAAAAAGACGAAGAAAAUAAACUAGAAGAAAAAAGUAACGAAGUAGCAAAUGGGUCCGACGAUGAAAGCAAAGAACAGUAAUUGCGUAAGAAAUUUGAUAAAUGCUCCAGAUAGGCUAAAGGAAAAAGCCAAAAUUUUAAACGAUGAACACCCUCCAAACCGCGGCCCUAUGUUUGAUUUAUAACAUAGGUUUCAAAUACGUGAGAAACGACAAAAAAUAUAGCUAAAAUUCCCUCUUUACAAGCCUCUUUUACACCCUUCCCUACCGUAUUACGAAAAAAAGAAAAAAAAAAGACAGUCACAUAUAAUAAUUUAAAUGCCGUGUUCGUAAGUCUGUAUGUUUCAGUGAUAGUUGAUAGAAAGAAAAAAAAAAAACGAUACGGAUUUUUGAAGAACUCUUUUAGAAAUGAUCUGACAAGAAAAAUAAAAUUAUAAAUUUACUAUGUAUCAUGGCUUCUGAUAUAGGCCUCGUCUCUAUAUGUUACUGAGUGCCAAUGGAUUUGUUUGAAUGGAAAAAAAAAAAGAUAAUAAUUCGGGUGAGUCUGUUUGAAGAAUUGAUGCUGUAGAGAAUGUUUUUAGAAUUAUUUUUUUCUCCAAUAACGAUGUUACGAAGGUGCAUUGAUAAUUUGGUGCUUUGACCUUUAUUAUAUGCAAAAAAAAUACAGCAAUUAUGUUCCUUUUUGUAUAUAAUUUUGUUAAUAUAUAAAUAACGUUGCUUUGUUCUCAUACGUGAAUAUUUAAAUAAUAAUAAUAAAUGAAUAAAUAAAUAAAAAUUCGGAUUUAUUUGGGUUAGGUAAAUACUCCCUCCAGUUGCCAAAAUAAUAAAAGAGGUUCGAUGUUGAUGACAGGCAAAGUAUAUUACUAAUGCAAUAAUACGAAUUGCGAUUGCAUCUCAUGCGUAAGUAUACUAGAAAUUUGUUUUUUUCUAGAGAUAAAUACGUAAAAAUGUCGUUUAAGAAUGGAAAAAUAUUGAAAAGAAGCAACGCAAAUCGUAUUUCUGCAAACCAUUUUAAAAUUAAUUGUUAUAUUAGUAUACGAUAUCAACAAAAAAAAA
Messenger RNA from Centruroides sculpturatus (bark scorpion), 1791 nucleotides. Its product is annotated as cilia- and flagella-associated protein 251-like. NCBI's taxonomy places the organism in Eukaryota, Metazoa, Arthropoda, Arachnida, Scorpiones, Buthidae. The record is from RefSeq and is a predicted model, not a curated record. The coding region runs from base 144 to 818 and encodes 224 amino acids. The transcript is spliced from 3 exons.